Molecule: messenger RNA, 3225 nt
Organism: Triplophysa dalaica
Lineage: Eukaryota; Metazoa; Chordata; Actinopteri; Cypriniformes; Nemacheilidae
Product: APC membrane recruitment protein 2
Biological process (GO): regulation of canonical Wnt signaling pathway
Cellular component (GO): plasma membrane
Molecular function (GO): beta-catenin binding; phosphatidylinositol-4,5-bisphosphate binding
Source: RefSeq, a predicted model, not a curated record
GAGCCAUAGAUAGAGGGAGGGAACGAGCGCGGAGACGGAGAUGAAUACGUAUUGCUAGCGAAAAUAUUUUGCAGACACACAAAGGGAAGAGGUAACUGUUUUUUUUAUUUUCAUUGGAGGUUAUUUGAAUUCAUUUGAGUGUGAGGUUACAAAGAAAGAGCGUGUGGGUAGACAGAGAGAUCGAGACGAACCCAGAGACACACUGCAGUGGAGCUGGAAUAUGGAUGCACAGUCUGAGAGCUGUGAACCGCCGCCAUGUGACCCGCAGCCUCCAGGUAAAAUCAGGAAAGCAUUCAAGCUGUUCGGCAAGAGGAAACCAGGCAGUGGCGUCGCUAGCAUCUUCUCCAUCCGGGGAAAAGGAGAUGGAGUCUCUAAAUCACCGCCGUCCAGGAGCAGUACUCUGGAUGGAUUAAAUGAGCCAACCGCCCCUGAAGCAGAAGCGGAGCAUGUGGAUCUUGACCAGGAAGAGGAGAGUCAACAGGAGGAUGCUCCGAUGGACGAGUUCACAAGCGGGAAUAUGAAAACUGAAACCACCCCUACGAGGCAGUCUAUCUCCUCCCUCACCUCGGCCAAGUCCCUGAGCUUCCUUAACAUGCUUCGCAAAGGUCGACGAGGAGUAGCGGAAGAACGUCAGGCUCAGACCGAGUCUCAGAGGCCUGGGCGGCAACGGAAGGGCCUGAAGGGGCUGUUUGGUAACAUACGCUGGCCUAGUAAAGAGAAGGAGGCUGAAGAAGAAGCUGAACCUGGGCCUCCCCUUCUUGCGUCCCGCUCCAACAGUGUCGAGAUUAUAAAGGAAAGCCUCACAUUGACACCUGGCCCAACACCUCGCUCGGCAGAGGAGCAGGAACAGGAGGGAUAUCAACAGCUUCCUAUAACACUAGAGUGCCCCACAUCAUCGAAGGAUGCUGAAAAGCUGAGCGAGGCAGCAAAACCACAAAAAGAUGAACGUUUGAGCACGCUGCUUGGAGAUAUCUCAUCAAUUUUAAGCUUUGAUACAUUUACGCCAUGUGGAGAUAUUGUAGCGGAUGUUGAGGCAGAAUGGGUCAAAGCCAGCUGUCGCAUGGAUGUAGAAACAACGCUGAAGGUGGAUGAUUCUGAGAAGACUUCCUCUGCUUCAACCAGAUCAAAGCCCAGCCCUUCUCCUACAUCAACUUUGAGCCCCACUUCCUGUAAGCCUUCCCCUACUUUAGUGACCAAACCCAUCUCUUCACCUGUCACCAAAAAACCCAUUACCAGCCCUUUGACAGAACCAGCUUCCCCUCCAACAUCCUCUCCAUUGACCAGAACGCCACCAUCCAUGCCCUCCGCCCCAAUUAUCCCAACUCCAUCCGCUAGCCCUCUCACCAAACCAACACCAGCCCCAUCAGCUAUGCCCAUAAGCCAACCUACCCCAACUCCUACCCCAGCUCAAACCACCCCGAUUGUCCAACCUACUCCAACACCUUUCUCUUAUGCAGAGUCUGCCCAAGAUGCUACAUCAAGCCCCACAUUUAAAUCUAUUUCUUACCCUGCCGACCCUGCCCUGUCCCCUAAAUCUAGCCCUGAACUCAAACCCACCACAAUACAACCAGCUAGCGUCACAUCUGCCUCCAUGACCCUACCUAUUCCAACCUCCACACCUGCCCCUUCUCCUACCACCACCCCCAUUUCAGAAACCUCCCCUUCACCCACAACUAGUAGUACUACACCGGAUUCUUUUACCAAAACGAAACCUUUCCAAGCAGCAAAACCAACACAUGAAUCCAAACAGGGUUCAUCUACCUCUGCGAAACAACCGCCACCAUUUGUUAUAUUUGGUAAACCUAACAAGCCCCCGGCGCCGACAAAGAGACCAAAACUCAUAACAACAUUCGGAUUAUCAUCGAGCCGUAACACCGCUCCUAUUUCCACCGAACCGGAGCAGCCAACAGGACAAACCAUAAAAUCCAACUCCCAAAGUGACAAGACUGACCAAGCGCCAAAUGUAAGAAAAACCUCUAUCUCUGAAUCGUCUACUAAACCAAUUCGACCAUCUACUUCAUCAAACUCCAUUCAGAGAGUAGAAGAGGAUGCCAGGAUGCAUUUAAGGAAGGACGUAAGACAAGAAGGAAUAGAUAUGAGAGACUCUGUGGCUACUCAAAGCAUCACCAAAACAGUGAAGAAGGGCACGACAGGGAGGCCUGCAACUCUGAGCAAAAUCCCUGUAAGUGGCGGAGGCAGACCUGUAAAGCAGCGUCAAAGAGAGGCCCAGCCCAACGGAGAUGAGGACCACUCCAAUCCACCAACACCAGUAAAUGAAGAGCAGAGCCAAUUCUCUCUCUCACGGGAAAGCAGCAGCAAAGAGGCCCUCAGCGAUAAUUCCAUAGAAUCAGGGUCCGUCACCCCAAUCCUCGGUCAAGAGGACAUUGGUUUGAGUUCCGCACACCCCACAACCGGUGCCACAAGCUUAUCCCGAGAAUCCAAGAUUCCAGUCAAACAUGGAUCCACUGCUAACUACCAUUCUGUGCAGGGAAGAAUGGAAGCUGCACGUUCCAAGAUACCCGUGUCCAAAAUGCCCGUCCGCCGGACCAGCAAUAAGCCCACGCCGACAGCUACUACUGCCUACGCCCCCCGAAAAUAACUAAGUUCUCAUUCUCUUUGCAGAAAGACCUAAUCACAUUCCACUGGCAACUUUUCUCAAGAUCUUCAUCUGAUAUUUAGUCAGGCAUCAUUACGCCCGGAUUAAGCUAAUAUCCUCCUGUGGACAACUGGAUUAUGUUUUUUAACUAAUUUGCAUACCGGUGUCAAUAAUUUGUAUUAACUUGGUGUUUCCAUUCUUGUAUCUAUUGCACCGUCUCUUUCUGUGGAUUUAAUUCUGUGUGCCACCCAAAACAGACACACACACACACACACAGGCUCUAUCUAAAGGGAUCCCCUGGCAACCUAACAUGCAAAUUAAAAGGCUGGCACUAAAGCACAAGAGCCCUUACCUGGAAUAGAUAGCCAUGUAGAUCUCCUCCGCAGAAACAAGGAAUGGAUCCAUCCAUUAUCUCUGGAGUAGAGCGGCUUGUCAUCAGCAUCAAAGUGGUCCAUUAUGGUUUUUCGAAGCCAACAUGGAGUCAUGUGGUUUUUUUCCAGGUCUACAACACCAGAAGGGCCCAGUAUCAUCAGAACGGUGCUUUUUUCUUCCUGGCCUGCCACACAGGAAAAAAAUUUUUUACAGAGCAUUGAAGGAUCUUUGUAGCCUUUGUUACUUGGCCUUCUUUU